Frankliniella occidentalis (western flower thrips) is the source of this 5173-nucleotide messenger RNA. RefSeq names its product girdin (gene Girdin). Gene Ontology annotation, cellular component: cytoplasm; centrosome. Gene Ontology annotation, molecular function: dynein light intermediate chain binding; microtubule binding. The transcript is spliced from 22 exons. The record is from RefSeq and is a predicted model, not a curated record. NCBI's taxonomy places the organism in Eukaryota, Metazoa, Arthropoda, Insecta, Thysanoptera, Thripidae. The coding region runs from base 263 to 4075 and encodes 1270 amino acids. Gene Ontology annotation, biological process: cytoskeleton-dependent intracellular transport; cytoplasmic microtubule organization.
GCAGGAGGUUGGUUGUUAUUAGAAUGGGUUCUGCUUGUACCUGGUAACGGGUAUCAACAAAUUUUAAACAUAAGUUCUAAGAUUUAAAAUUGUAUGGGCUUUCCUUCUUUUAAUUGUGGAAUAAUGAAUGUUCCAUUGUUAGUGGAAUGAGGACCUUUUAUGCCUUGUAUUUACUCCAACGUAAACCGAUCAAGAGAUGUGGUACAGAUGAGAUUAUUCAGUCACACAGAAGCCUAAUUUUUUGAAACUUAUCACCUUUACAAUGGCCUCCGGCACUGAUAUCGAAAGCUUCAUGGAAGGACCCCUCGUCACCUGGCUGAAAUCGUGUUUAGAAAGUCCCAAAUGUAUUAUGAACUAUGAAGAUUUAAUAGAUGGUAUGGUGAUCCACGAAGUAAUGCUCCAAAUAAACCCUGAGCCAGAGCAUGAUGGAGUAAUGCCCAGCAUGGGAAAUCCUGCUACUCGAAUUCGAAACUUAGAUAUUAUUUUAAAAAAUAUGAAAGCUGUGUAUGAGGAGGAGCUCUGUCAAACCCUGCUUAUGGUACCAGAUUGUGUUGAGAUAGGUCGACACCAUGAAUCUAAAGCUGGGCUUGAAAACAUGCAAUUGUUCUUGUUACUACUUUUGGGUUGUGCUGUGCAAUGUCCUAAUAAGGAGCGAUUUAUUUAUCAUAUAAAACAACUCAGCGAGGACACUCAACAUGACAUUGUUGAUUGUAUUAAGCAGGUCACAGACUCACAACGAGUUGUUCUUUCACCUGACACAAGCGAAGAAAAUUUCCCUGCGGAUUUGAUGAUGAAUCAUGUUCGCAGGCUUAUCAAGGAAAGAGAUGCAUAUCUUCAGCAAUGGCUGAAUGCAUCAGUCCAGGAGAGAGGGGACACUAGUGCCAGCUCAAACAACUCAACUGUUUUGCAAAAUGACUCACCUCGCAGACAAACUUCUCAGAUGAUCGGCAGUGAUUCCCAUCAUCUUGCAGUUGAGUUGGCUGACUGGAAGUCUCGAUUAAGAAAACAACGGCAAGAACUGGAAGAGAAGUCAGAAGCUUUAGCAGAGAGUAAAGAGGAAGCAGAACAUCAUAAAUUGGUUGUCGCCAAACUACGAAAUGAGAUUCAAGAUUUAAUGCAAGAAGCUCGGUCAGCAAAGCUUUACAGAGAUGAGUUGGAUGCAAUACGUGAGAGAGCAGAAAGAGUUGAUAAAUUAGAAUCAGAAGUACAACGUUACCGGGAGAAGCUGAGUGACAUUGAUUUUUACAAGUCUCGUGUGGAAGAGCUAAGAGAAGAUAACAGAGUGUUGAUGGAAACUCGAGAGAUGCUAGAGGAGCAGCUUCAAAGUUCCCGAAAACGUAGUGAGCAUGUCUUAGACUUGGAAAAUGAACUCAUCAAAUGCAAAAAGCAGAUAAAUGAAAUGGGAUUGGAUCAAGAAGCUAUUCAAGAAAGAUUGCAAGAAGCAUUUGAAGAAAACAAAAGAUUACAAAUUUUAGCUAAGAAUACAAUAGCAGAUAAUGCCCUUGACAACAACGUGCUGGAGGAGACAAUGCCUGAGGGUUCGAAUGACAACAGUUUGUCGGAACAGUUGAGUAGCAACGCUCAAGCACGUGCACUGCGUUUGGAAUUAGAAAAUCGAAGGUUACAAUCCGCAAUGGAUAAUCUUAAAGAGUCAUCAUUCCUUGAAAACAGCAAUAAAAUAUUGGACCUGGAAAAAGAAAAGAAAAAGCUAUCUAUGAAGGUGGAACAGUUGCAGGAAAAUAUAAACAGAAUGCAGCAGCAAAAUUCUGAGUUAGAAAAGUUAGUCAAGGAUGCAUUACAAGAUAAUAUCAAACUACAAGAAUCUCGUGAGUCUUUCCGGUGCCGCACUGAGAAGUUAGAUCAAGAACUGCAGGUUGAGCUAAGUCGUAGGGGAAAUGCCGAGCAUUUGGCUGAAAAUUUGUCAAAAGAAAAACAAUGGCUACAGAACUCUUAUGACAGUCUUCAGCGUAAAGCAGAAGAGUUAGAAAGAGCUGUUGAAAGUGCUUCUCAGUUGGCUGAUCGAAAUCGUUUAGAGCUUCAACGCAUUCCAGAAUUGCAGAGACACAUAGCUGAAGCAGAGAGCAAAUGUCAAAUGCUGGAAAGAGAGCGUCAAGUUUCACUAAGAGAAAUUUCUAAGUUAAAAGAGGUCCUUGAAACAAGAGAUGUGACUCUUGACAAGCGUGCAAAUGAAAUUGAAUGUCUAGUGAAGGAAGCAACAAAAUUAAACAAAGAUCUAGAAGAAGCAAAGACACUUAUCAUCAGACUUCAGGAAGUUGAGAGAGAAGGACAAGAUGUGGCAUCCAAAGCUGCCUUAGACCGUGAGGCGCUAACUGCACUUCAGGGGGACCUAGUGGCUGAGAAAAUGUGUGUCCGUCAAAUCAAGGGCAGCCUCGAGCGUAUUGGCCUCACGCUUGAGCAAUUGCAAGAUCCAGACAAUGUUCUUGAUAAUAUUUUAACUAGUGCAGAGGUUCAGCGAGCUGCAUCCGAAAUGCUUGGGAAAAUUAAAGAAGAUGUUUGUAAUACACAUAAGUCAGAAAAUAUUGUAAUUGAGCAAACUAGGCAGGAUUUAGUAGAACAGGGUGUUGUUUGUCAAUGUGAAGACCUCCGCUCUGAGGUGGCAAGUUUGCAGUCUGUAGCAGAAUCUGCCCACUCUGAUAAUGCUCGCCUUCAAGUUCAUGUGGCAACUCUUCAAAGUCGUGUGUCAGCUUUAUCUGCCCAACACACUGCACUGCAAGUUGCCAACACUCAACUUGUGGCUGAAAAAGAUGAGCUUUUAAAGCAAAAGAGUGAACAGCAACAAGCUCAUGAACAACUCUUACUAGAUCAAGUUACUCUUCAAUCCCUUCAUGAACAACUGACUGGAGACUAUGAAGCACUUGUGAAUGAAAGACAGACCCAUUUAACUGUACAAAGGGAUCUGCGCUCUGAGUUGAGGCUUUUGAGGGAAAGGUGCGCACUUCUUGACCAGCAGACUCAAAGUGAGAAGGAUUCUCUCAAAGAAGCAUCGCGAUCGCUUGGAAAUCUCCGUGCUGAACACUCCAAGCUGAAAGAUGAUUUUCGUAACUUAUUCACUGCUAGUGAAAAGCAAAGAAUGGAUUUCAGAGGAAUUCAAGAUGAACACAAACUGCUACGUGCUGAAAAUGCUGAGCUCCGAAUAAGACAGACUCAACUCCAAGGCGAAUUGGCCAGCCAACUAGACCAUAUAAAUUCUGUUGAAUUGGAGCUCUCAAAAUUAAGGAAUAAGUGUGAGAUGCUGCUGCAGAUGAAUACUGGCUUAGAAGAAGAUCGCCGUUCUCUUAUGGAGCAUGUGACACAGCUGCUAAGCCAGUAUCAAGAGCUUCUAAACCAUUCACUUGAAGACAAAGAACACUACCAUUUAGAGGAGAAAAUGUAUACUGACAAAUUAAAUAAUUUGCAUAGACAAAAGGAAAAACUAGAGGAAAAGAUAAUGGAACAUUACAGACGCAUGGAUAGUUGUUCCACAAAGAAAAGAAGUUUUGGUGCAAGCUUAGUAAAGAAAGUCAAGAAAGCAAGCUCAGAUCUCAUCAAUAAGAGUCGCCGGUCUUGGCAUGAAGAUGCUCGAAGUGUAGAGAUUCAACCUGCAGUUUCAUUACAUGGUUCUGAAUCUGGCGGCAAUGAUUCUGAUACAAGUUUAGAGGAUAUACAUGCACAACCAAUGCAAGGUGGAGGAUUUGCUCGAAGCUCAUUGAGUUUGGGUAGUGCUGGUACUCGGCGUACUGUGUACUACACUGAAGAAGAAACAAAUGAAGAAGAGCAGACCAAGGAUGGUGAGCAUGAAGACGAAGAAGAAGAAGAAAAGAGCAAUCUAGAUGCCAUAGUCACGUCAACCCCAGCAGAGCCAAGGCUACUUGUGUAUAAUCGUAUCUCUACUGUCAUUGGGGAAACUCCAGGAACUUCUCAGUGGAAUGCUGGGAGUCCAACCCUACCCAUUCGGUCGCAAUCUAGACAGGAUGAUAAUAAUAGCAAAAGAGGUGGCACAUUACCUAGUACUCCAUCCAAUAAGUCAAAUAAGGCACGUGAAAACUCAAUUUGGUAUGAGUAUGGUUGUGUUUGACAUUUUUGCAAAGACAUGUAAGUAAACCGUUUUUAUUUUACCUACUCCUACCCCCACCUAUCUUCAAUGAACGAUGUUUUAUUAAGUUCAAUAACUUAGGUGUUUUGUCUAUGUGAUUAUCAUAAGUUGUAAUACUUGUAGGUAGGCAAUACAUACUAAUGUGGUCAAGGUGUGUCCUGAAAUGAAGAAAACUUCAUUAUGUUCCUUAAUCCAAAACAAAAUUUGAACAAUUUUGGGCUUGAAUUAGAAAAGCUUCAAUUGGAAGAGAAAACCAAAGACCCUUAGAACUAUUUUCUGACUGGUUAUAUGUUGGUGUCCACCAAUAUAUUUUUUUUAUAGAUAUCAUCUUAGUUAUUUUUAAUAAGAUGUAUGUUACUCUUUUUUAUAAACCUUUAUAUACUUUUAAAAAACAAACAGAAAUCUCCCAAAAUGCUGUUUUUAUUUGAUUGCCAUUUUGGUUCAAGAUCUUCAACCAUACAUUGCACCAAUUCCGAGGUGCAAGAUUACUUCCUUCUGGUUAAAAACCUUCGUACUUCUCCAUUUAAUUAAUGGCACUUUAAACAGGGUAAUCUUUUUUUAUUAUUUAGUUUUAUUACUACUGUAUCUUUUCGGCCCUCUCGAUGCCGAAUAUCAGUGUACUGAAACUCUGAUUUUGCAAAAUAUUUUUCUUAGUCACUAGGAAGUGUUUUCUUUAGGACACGAGACUGAUUAUUGACAUUGACUUGUCAAUUUUGUGGUAGAGUACUCAACAAUUCUGGUUCAUUCACCACCUUUUAAGUGAGGGAUCAUAUUUAUUGUUGGAGACUCUUCAUAAUUUUAUAAGGUAGUUUAAGUGUAACAGAUCUUAAGAUACCCCUCCCCCACGAGAGAAGGGCGCCCCUCUCUCCUGCCCCCCCCCCCCCCUUUUCUGUCGGUGCACGGUGAUUUAUAGAUACAUGUUAUGAUAAAUAUAUGUAUUUAUGUACCUAAUACCAGUAAUAUUAUUGGUCUAAUUAACUUGAUUGUAGCUAUAAACCUAUCUUAACUAUGCUUUGAUAUUUUUGCACGUUAGUUUCUUUUUAUGUACUGUGAGCUAUUAAACUUCAUUUCGUUUUUAAA